Messenger RNA from Naumovozyma dairenensis CBS 421, 1317 nucleotides. It is a transcript of the gene SUP45, whose product is annotated as translation termination factor eRF1. Gene Ontology annotation, molecular function: translation release factor activity, codon specific; sequence-specific mRNA binding. The transcript has a single exon. Lineage: Eukaryota; Fungi; Ascomycota; Saccharomycetes; Saccharomycetales; Saccharomycetaceae. Gene Ontology annotation, cellular component: cytosol; translation release factor complex. Gene Ontology annotation, biological process: cytoplasmic translational termination. The coding region runs from base 1 to 1317 and encodes 438 amino acids. The record is from RefSeq and is a predicted model, not a curated record.
AUGGAAACUGACGCAGAAAAGAACAUUGAAAUUUGGAAAGUCAAGAAAUUAAUUACCUCUUUACAAAAGGCAAGAGGUAAUGGUACGUCCAUGAUUUCUUUGGUCAUCCCACCAAAGGGUCAAAUUGCAUUGACACAAAAGAUGUUGACUGAUGAAUAUGGUACUGCAUCAAAUAUUAAAUCAAGAGUUAACCGUCUUUCUGUCUUAUCAGCCAUUACCUCCACACAACAAAAACUGAAAUUAUACAAUAAACUACCACCAAACGGGUUAGUGCUGUACUGUGGGGAUAUCAUCACUGAAGAUGGUAAAGAAAAGAAAGUUACAUUCGAUAUCGAACCAUACAAACCUAUAAAUACUUCCUUAUAUUUAUGUGAUAAUAAAUUCCAUACUGAAGUUUUAUCUGAAUUGUUAGAAGCUGAUGAUAAGUUUGGGUUCAUCGUUAUGGAUGGGCAAGGUACUUUAUUCGGUCUUCUUGCAGGUAAUUCAAGAACAGUCUUACAUAAAUUCACAGUGGAUUUACCAAAGAAGCACGGUAGAGGUGGUCAAUCCGCUGUUCGUUUUGCUCGUUUAAGAGAAGAAAAGAGACAUAAUUAUAUCAGAAAAGUUGCAGAAGUCGCUGUGCAAAAUUUCAUUACUAAUGAUAAAGUGAACGUUAAGGGGUUAGUGUUAGCUGGUUCUGCUGAUUUCAAGACUGAUUUAGCUAAAUCAGAAUUAUUCGAUCCAAGAUUGUCCGCCAAAGUUGUUCAAAUUGUUGAUAUUUCCUAUGGUGGUGAAAACGGGUUCAAUCAAGCCAUCGAACUUUCCGCUGAAGCUUUGUCUAAUGUCAAGUUUGUUCAAGAAAAGAAACUAUUAGAUAGUUACUUCGAUGAAAUAUCUCAAGAUACUGGUAAAUUCUGUUACGGUAUUGAUGAUACUUUGAAGGCGUUAGAUCUUGGUGCAGUUGAAACUUUGAUUGUUCACGAAAAUUUGGAUACUGUAAGAUAUAUCUUCAAGAAUUCUGAAGAUGAAGAAGUUAUUAAGUUCGUUAAACCAAAUCAAAAAGAUAAAUCAUAUGUAAUGGAUAAAGCCACAGGUAAAGAAACGGAAGCUGUGUCUGAUAAACCUCUUGUCGAAUGGUUAGCAGAACAUUAUAAAGAAUUCGGUGCCACUCUAGAGUUCAUUACAGAUAAGUCUUCAGAAGGUGCCCAAUUUGUCACUGGUUUCGGUGGUAUCGGUGGUCUUUUACGUUAUAAGGUUAACUUCGAGCAAUUAGCUGAUGAUUCUGAUGACGAAUAUUAUGAUGAAGAUGAAGAAGAAUCUGAUUACGAUUUUAUCUAA